UAGAGUUGGUGACGCUGUAAAGAUGUCGGGACACGAUCAUCUUGCACACUGUUUGUGUGAAAUUACUAGGCUGCUGUGGAUGCUGUUGCUCCCCAUGUUGCUUCUGUGUGUGGUGUUACUUGUAGUUCUAAUACUCAUUGUGAUGCUGCUGAGAUGGUGGCUGCAAAGGAGCAGAAGGGCUCGGUGGGCGACCAAGAUGAAUCCCACAGUCGCCUUCUUUCACCCCUACUGCAAUGCCGGUGGCGGUGGAGAGAGGGUGCUGUGGUGCGCCAUAAGAGCUCUGCAAAACAGAUACAAAGAUAUUGACAUCGUGGUGUACACUGGCGAUGUGGGAGUGUUGGGACAGCAAAUCCUCGACGGAGCUCGACAGCGAUUCAACAUCGUACUUCCUCGUCCGGUUCAGUUUGUCUUCCUGAAGAACCGGCUGUUGGUGGAGGCCAGUCUGUACCCACACUUCACCUUGCUGGGGCAAAGUGUGGGUUCUCUUCUCCUAGGAUGGGAGGCGUUGAAUGAGUUUGUUCCAGAUGUGUACAUCGACUCAAUGGGCUACGCGUUUACAGUCCCUCUGUUUCGCUACCUGGGUGGCUGCAGUGUGGGGAGUUAUGUUCACUAUCCAACCAUCAGCACUGACAUGCUCUCCGUGGUGAAAGAGAGGAACCCCAGGUUCAACAAUGCCAACUUCGUCUCCAACAGUCUGUUCCUGAGUGCCUUUAAGUUGGUCUACUACUUGCUGUUUGCACUGCUCUACGGCCUGGCUGGCUCCUGCAAUGACCUCAUCAUGGUCAACUCCUCCUGGACGCUUGACCAUAUAUUGUCACUGUGGCGCGCCCCCAAUCGCACCUCCGUGGUCUACCCACCCUGUGAUGUCAGCGCCUUCCUGGACAUCCCUUUGGACAGUGAUGCAGAACGCAAGUGCCACCGAAUCGUUUCAGUUGGUCAGUUCAGGCCGGAGAAAGACCACCAGCUUCAGAUCAGAGCCUUCCACAAGGCACUGCAACGCAGGCUCGACCAGGCCGGGGGGCGGGACUCUCUGAAGCUGGUUCUGGUUGGCGGCUGCAGGAACGAGGAGGAUGAGAAUCGGGUGCUGCUGUUGAGGGGGCUGUGCCAGGAACUGGGCGUCGCUGACCGCGUGGAGUUCAAACUCAAUGUCUCCUUCGAGGAGCUGAAGAACGAGAUGAGCAAUGCCACUAUCGGACUGCACACCAUGUGGAAUGAACAUUUUGGGAUCGGGGUUGUGGAGUGUAUGGCAGCUGGAAAAAUCAUCCUAGCCCACAAGUCUGGAGGCCCAAAGAUGGACAUAGUGGUGCCAUUCGAGGGAGGACAGACAGGAUUUUUGGCUGAGGAUGAAGAAGGAUACGCGGACGCCAUCGACAGGAUUCUUGGUUUGUCGUCAGAGAGGCGACUGGAGAUCCGACUCAAUGCCCGACAAUCAGUGGGUCGAUUCUCAGACAGUGAAUUUCAGGUGUGUUUUCUGGGGGCAAUGGAACAGCUGAUGAGAACACUUGAGCGGUGAUAGAUAACAAACUAGUGAAGGUGUGUGUACAGAAACUGAUUCUGAAUCCAUUUUGUCAAUCAGCAAAUCUGAAAAAGACACUUUUAAACUUGGAUAUUGAAAGACUGGGAUGCAAUAUCACUUGGAGAGUAGAACAGGGAAGCUGUUCACUGAAUGCACACACUAGAUAGGACCAAACCAGGAAGUGCUUAGACGAAAAGCCACCUGUUUGAGACCAUGUUGGCUGCACUGUGUCUGUUUCAACUCCAUUGUGACAUCAAUUUUCCACUCAAGAGGAUAUUUCAACACCGGCUCAAGUAGCACAUCAAUGUAUGUCACCCCUGAAAGCGAGGGUCCAUGUAAAAAUAUUGAAAGAUGUAUGUUUACAGGAAUAAAAUGUAAUAUAUUUUUAAAUGAUGAUGACACUGAUAACUUGGUGUAAUAGUGGCGGCAAUAAAAUGUUGUCAGUGGUUUUGGAUAUAUAGUCAUAGUUAUCGUCACAGAGCAUGUUUUAGUACCGUAUUACAAACCAACAGUUUUCCUUGCAUAAAUACAUAAUUUUUUAUUGACUAACACACAACCAUACCACACAGAGCUUCACUGUGCUUUGGAACAUUUUCAUAUCCAUUCCUUCAGCACAACUAUAACGCAAUGAAAAAAAACAUAUCAAUGUUUAAAAAGUACUAAUUUUCCCAGAUUAAAAAAAAAACCUUACAUGUAAAAUGCAUACAUAAACCUCAACAAUAUAUUUUUUAAACUAGCCUUUAUAUUUUUGACUUGAUGUUGCAGUAGCUUUUUGUAAAUGACUGAAUCAGCUUUUAUCAGGUCUUAUUAUAUUGUAUAUCAGGUCAAGCUUGUGUAUACUUAUGUUGAACUUAUGUUGAAUUUGCUGCCACCAGAAACGUCAUUUGGCUAACCUAAACAGUUUAGGUUAAAUUAGACCAAGAAAAUGACACCCCAAAUCAUGUUUUGCUGUAGCUAAACUAUAUGGAACUGAAAAGACAUUGAAGAAUCAAAUAUGAUCUCAAUAAGCCAUUAUUUGAGACUACAUUUUUUUAAAAUAAACCCAUCCUGUACUUUGGUUAAAAAUAUUUAAAGCUACAAAGGGACGUGGGUCAGACCAGUUGCACUUCAAACGUAAUGAAUUCUGAUCCAACAGAUGACAAAAAAGUAAAAUAGUUGAAAGGUUUAUUUUGUGACUAAUUAUUUUGUCACCUCAUUUGCUAUAUAGAAAUCUUUUCUUGUUCAAUGUUUGUGUCUGCGUGAGGCUGUGGUUUAUCACUUAUUCCACAUCGACUUUCAGCUGACGACGGGCAAGUCCUCAGAGGAAGUCCGAAGCUUCUUCCUGGUGUGACUCUGCUCCUGCUCCCGAUUGUGUUUUCCAAUUAAACCAUCUGGAAAAAUGACAGCUAUGCAGUUAAACAGUGUCUCUCAAACCUUCAAACUCAAUACCCCAAACAGCUCUUGUCCUACAGUUCUCUCAUAUGUAAACAAGAGUGAAAAAUAACGGAA
Messenger RNA from Synchiropus splendidus (mandarinfish), 3004 nucleotides. It is a transcript of the gene alg11, whose product is annotated as ALG11 alpha-1,2-mannosyltransferase. The transcript is spliced from 5 exons. Gene Ontology annotation, cellular component: endoplasmic reticulum membrane. Bases 23 to 1513 code for a protein of 496 amino acids. Gene Ontology annotation, molecular function: GDP-Man:Man(3)GlcNAc(2)-PP-Dol alpha-1,2-mannosyltransferase activity. The record is from RefSeq and is a predicted model, not a curated record. NCBI's taxonomy places the organism in Eukaryota, Metazoa, Chordata, Actinopteri, Syngnathiformes, Callionymidae. Gene Ontology annotation, biological process: protein N-linked glycosylation.